AUGGAAGAAACGACUUAUAAUGUAACUACAACCAUGAUACAACAUUGCAAUGUCACCGGUCGGUGGAAUUUUAUUGACGAACGUUUACAAAUACAGUGUAGACAGCUUCCUCAAAUUGACUUUCACUUCCCAUAUAAGAAUAUAUUCUGCAAAAUGUGUAACGAAGAACGUGUCGAGUAUGAUAAAUGUCGUGAUAUCGUGUGCUACCCUGGACGUGUAUUGAUUAAUGGGACGUGCAUACCACUUCUGCCAUACACUUCUAAUCUUGGUUAUACACUUACAUUUGGAGUUCAUGUUCAAUCUGAAGCUCCGAUAAAAAACACACGAUACUUACUACAAAAAAUUGAAGAAGAAAUUCUGAUUCAGCUAGCAUUUAUUGUUCCGAUCAUGAUCAUGUGUCUGUUAAACAUCUUUUUCUUUAUAUAUUCAGCACAUUCGAUUGCAACGACUCCAAAAUUGAAAAAUGAUGAUUCCUAUCAGCAAAAUUCAGUAAAUCUAGCUGUUUACAUCAAAUUAUUUACAAUAACAGGCAGUUCUUGGGUAAUACAAAUAAUAGAUUCGUUUCUUCCCCUCUCAUUCUUUUCCAUAAUUGUGUCUCUGUUAAAUGCUUUGCAGGGGGUCUAUAUUUUCGUUGCAUACAUAUGCAACAAACGUGUUUUCAUUCUUUAUCGUAGUUUAAUUUGUAAUAAAGCUGUUUUCAAAUUUGGUUCUGAAUCACGCAAUGUCACUAGAAAUGAAACUUUGACAUCAACAAAACUAUGAACUAAACAGACAGAUGUUACCUCAAACAAAGAUUUGCAUCAUAGAGUAAAGUUACAUUGAAACGAUUAACUCUUCGAAAAUAACGUUCAGGUAAGAUGCUCUAUGCAAUUUUUUUUUUCAUUUGGUGAAGACACUGUGCCUCAUCUGUAUUAACAUUACUGGUUCCUAGCCUAAUCUAUACAAGUACUGGAAUUUGAUAACACCGAAUGUUUUAUGAUACCUAGAUAUUAAUGUUUACUCAAAUCACAUUGUGUCGCGUAAAAUUAUCACGUAGCAAAAACCAAAUGUAUCCUUGGAAUUGUUGUUUUAACAGUAUGCAUUUUCUAAAAUGCUUAUACAAAUCAACGCGCCUGAGCUUCAAUAAUCGAAAAAACAACCUAUGAAUCAUAAUUUCAAAAGCUUUUGUUUUGAACUUUUCACUGGUUUAGUACAUUAACCGUAAGAAUUUCGUCGUUUUCCUUUAAUUUUGGUUAACUUAAACUCCGUUAGGAAAUUAUCUUGUAACAUAUAUAGGGUGAACAAAAGUUGGUACGAUUUAAAAUCAUCCUAAUAGCAAGGAAAAGCGGUGGGUCACUACUGGGAAAUGUAUGUGUGAUAUGUUAUAUAUGGCUACUAUGACCAGUUAUCGUCAGUAUUGAAUCAUUCAACUAAAUUCUAGCUAUUUCCACUUAUCUGACAUUAAUUGAUAGUGUGUAGCAUGAAGAGCAAACGGUCUGUAGAAUAAGCUAACUACAUCGUCAUUCGGUCUAUAAAUUUGGAAGCUGUUUUCCAUUUAUGAAUAUGAACUUAUCAUAAAUUUAUGUGACUUGAAAUAAUAUUUUUACGGUAUAUUAGUCAGAUAAUGAAUAUUCAUAUGUUUUUCAUUUAAAUGACACAACUUGUAGUGUAAAGAUUGCAUAAAGAAAGACACACCUACGGUCGUUCUUUCAUUGGAUCAAUCUUGACAUCCCUCGAUGUAUUAUACAUGUUAUAAGACAAGAAAAAUCUUAAAAUAUGAAUCAUCUAAAACAUAAACUACAUUUCAAAGUGUUAUUAUUG
This is a messenger RNA of Mytilus californianus (California mussel), 1800 nucleotides long. RefSeq lists its product as uncharacterized. The transcript is spliced from 3 exons. NCBI's taxonomy places the organism in Eukaryota, Metazoa, Mollusca, Bivalvia, Mytilida, Mytilidae. The record is from RefSeq and is a predicted model, not a curated record. Bases 1 to 762 code for a protein of 253 amino acids.